Messenger RNA from Galeopterus variegatus (Sunda flying lemur), 1818 nucleotides. RefSeq names its product F-box protein 5 (gene FBXO5). The coding region runs from base 288 to 1127 and encodes 279 amino acids. The record is from RefSeq and is a predicted model, not a curated record. Gene Ontology annotation, biological process: negative regulation of meiotic nuclear division; regulation of mitotic nuclear division. The transcript is spliced from 5 exons. Lineage: Eukaryota; Metazoa; Chordata; Mammalia; Dermoptera; Cynocephalidae. Gene Ontology annotation, cellular component: nucleus.
CGACCUCAGCAUCUUUCCGGAUGUGCGGAGCCGGUGAGAUGGAAGGGGGUUGGACUUCGCGGCUCGGCCCCGCCUUGGUAGCCUCCGGUUGGACGUGGGUGAGGGCGUCCCCGCCCUCUGCCUUCCUAUUGGUGCGCGCGUGCGAGCGGCGCGUCCCCAUUGGGCCGCUCGCAUUUGAGCACCAAAUUCAAAGAUUUUAAAAGUACCAGCUGGCGCCUUUUAAGAGAUUGAGCUCUGUGAAGCAGACGGCUCUCUCUUAACCUGAAGCGGACCCCACGUCCACUGGUAUGAGCCGGCUACCCUGCGGCUGCUCCCCACGGCCACCGCCUUGCUCCUGCAGCUCCAGCUCCAGCACCGUGACGGCCGCCGGGCGCCCUAGCCCCUCAGACGGUUGUGAAAAAGAAAGUCCCACUCUUUCUGUCAAAAUGAAGUGUGAUUUUAAUGGUAACCAUGUUCGUUCUGGACUGAAAGUGGUAAAAUCUGUUGACAGUGGAAGACUGAGUUCCUACACUCCUACAUAUUUGGAAGGUUCUUGUGAAGACUUCAUCAAAGACAAUGAAAGGUCGAUAACUUCGUAUAAUGUAUGCUAUACGAAGUUAUUACGUGUGUGUAAAGUGAGCACAACUUGGAAGAAGAUUCUAGAAGAUGAUAAGGGAGCAUUCCAGUUGUACAGUAAAGCAGUGCAAAAGGUUACUAAAAACAUUAAAUUUUCAACACAUUCUACAACCAGAGAAUAUGUUAUGUUCAGAACUGCAUUAGCUUCUGUUCAAAAGUCAGCAGCCCAGAUUCCUCCCAAAAAAGAUGCUCAAACCAAGUUAUCCAGCCAAGAUGAUCAGGAAGAUUCUGCUUACAGUCGACACAAUGAAUUCUCUGAGGUUGCCAAGACUUUGAAAAAGAAUGAAAGCCUCAAAGCCUGUAUUCGCUGUAAUUCACCUGCAAAAUAUGAUUGCUAUUUACAGCGGGCAACCUGCAACCGAGAAGGGUGUGGAUUUGAUUAUUGUACAAGGUGUCUGUGUAAUUAUCAUACUACCAAAGACUGUUCAAGUGGCAGGCCCCUAAAAGCCAGUUGUAAAAUGGGUCCUCUGCCUGGUACCAAAAAAAGCAAAAAGAAUUUACGAAGGUUGUGAUCUCUUAUUAAAUCAGUUGAACUGAUCAUGAACGUUAGAAAAUGUUAGGUUUUAAUUUUUAAAAAUAAAAAUAAAUGUAUCAUGAUUUUCAAUUUUAUGUUGAAAUCAAUGUAGUAUCUGGCAUUUUUCCCCAGUGGAUAAGGAGGAUACACAGCCUCUUAAAAUAUUUUACAAUUUAAUGUAAAAAGUUUAAAAUUCUCAGUACAAAUCAGAAAAUUUAAGUAUUUUAAGAAAAAAGGUAAGCCAGUUAGGUAGUUAUCUGAUAUUUGUGAUUCAGAGGGUAAAAUACAAUUGAUUCUAUUUUAUGGUAAAGGAAGGCCAUGUAAUUUUACCUAGACAACCUAAAAUAUAAAUCUGGCUUACCUUCUAUUAGCAUUUGACACAUUUUAUUGCCUUACCAAAUUAAUGCCAAUUGAAAUAUGAAUUUCUGGAGUCUGUUAAUUUAAAUGUUUUGUUGCCUUUGUUGAACCUUUUUUUCAGUGUAUAUCUUUCCCAACAAAAUAUCCUUUGUAAAGUCUUGCUUGCUUUUCUUAUUUCUGAAAUCUGUUUUAAUAUUUUUGUAUAUAUGUAGAUAUUUCUGUGUUUUUAUGUCUCAAAGUAAGAAUAUCUCUUUUGUAUCUAUAUGUAAAAAUAAAUUUUGUUACUGUUAUGAAUAAAUUUGUUAUAAGCUUAAUAAAUAAUGCAUACCUUU